AUGCACAUUGCCAGACAAAGGCGACACCAAAUUGAGCAGUGGAACAGAUUGAUUGGAGGGGAAGAGCACCACACACACACUCAUGAUGACAGCCCCAUGAUUGACACCCACAUCAGUCCAAAGAACAAGAAUGUAUCUUUACCGUCACAAAAAUGGCAGUCGUUCCGUGAGAGUGUCGUUAUCGGACUUGAGAGGUCUUUCACCCAGAUUGGGUACCACUGUGCCAAGUUCCCAGCGAUAACCAUAUCUGCAAGUAUUCUUUUGGUAAUCUUAUGUGGCAGUGGUCUUUCGCGGUUGACAUGGGAGACAGAGCCUGUCAAGUUAUGGGUCAGUCCUAACGAGCCCGCGUUGCACAACAAACAAUACUUCGAGGAUACAUUUGGCGAGUGGUAUAGAAUUGAACAACUCUUCAUCGCUAGUUCAGAGAAGGAGAAGGCAGUGCUUUCUUGGGAAAAUGUGCAAUGGUGGUUCGAGAAGGAGCUUGAGCUCUACACCCUUAGAGAUUCCAAGAAUAAGCUGAUCAGCCUCGAGGAGUUUUGCUUCAAGCCAUUGGGCGAUUCGUGCGCUAUUGAGUCAUUCCCUCAAUAUUUUGGUGGUGAAAUCGGGUUCUUGAAUGAGAACAACUGGCAGAAGCAAAUUUCUUCCUGCGCCGAGAGCCCUGUUGAGUGUUUACCACCCUUUCAGCAACCCUUGAACAAAAAUCUACUUUUUUCUCUGAGUGAAGUUUUGGAGUCAGAGGCUUUUGUUGUCACAAUUCUUCUCGAGAGUAACUCAAGCAGUCAAGAUUAUCAGUUGAGAGUGACGGAGUAUGAACAUUCAUUACAGAAGUGGAUUAAAGGUUUGCAAGCAGAACGCCCCGAUUUGAAGAUCUCUUAUAGUACUGAAAGCUCACUAGAAGAAGAGCUCAAUCAGUCAACCAACACGGAUGUCAAGAUCGUCGUAAUCUCAUACUUGGUGAUGUUUUUGUAUGCGUCCCUCGCUCUUGGUGGCAAAAUUCCCAAGAGUUUAAACCUCAAGACACUUAUUAGAACGAGGUUUUUGUUGGGCUUGAGUGGCAUUAUUAUCAUUCUCCUAUCAGUGGUCUCGGCCGCAGGCGUGUUCGCUUACUUGGGUGUGAAAUCCACCUUGAUUAUUGCUGAAGUGAUUCCAUUCCUAGUCUUGGCUAUUGGUGUCGAUAACAUCUUUUUAAUUGUUCAUGAAUUACAUUGCAUCACAGAAAAGUUGCCUGAAGUCGAUGUUGAGGAUAGAAUAUCCCAGGCGUUGGGUAAGAUAGGCCCAUCCUGCUUCAUCAGCGCUGGCUUACAAGUUAUGAUGUUUUUGCUUGCGACAAGCGUCCAAAUGCCAGCGGUGAGAAACUUUGCGUUCUAUUCCGCUGGUGCUGUUGGUAUCAACUUUUUGUUGCAAAUGUCAGCUUUUAUUUCUCUCCUUUCUUUGGAUCAACGCAGACUUGAGAGCAAUCGGGUUGACUGCAUCCCAUGGGUACAGCUUGAUCAUCAAGUUGCACUCGAUCAACAGGAGUUUACUGUUGAUCAUAUCGAGUAUGAUUUCUCAACAUACAUUCGCAAAAGCUAUGCACCUUGGUUACUCAAGCCUUCAAACAAGAGGAAGAUACUUUCUGUGUUUUUGGUUUGGCUCGGUAUCUCAUUAUGUUUGCUACCUGGUAUUGAGUUGGGCCUUGAUCAAAAGAUCGCCCUUCCAUCGAGUUCAUAUCUUGUUGACUAUUUCGAGAGCGUCUACAAAUAUUUGAACGUAGGACCACCGGUCUUCUUUGUUGUUAAAGAUCUUGACGUGACGAACAGAGAGGAACAACAGGCUCUCUGUGGCAAAUUUUCAACUUGCAACGAAUUUUCACUUGCAAAUAUCUUGGAACAGGAAUUUAAAAGAUCGGAAGUCUCAACUAUCGCAGAGCCCGCUUCUAACUGGUUAGACGAUUUCCUCAAUUGGCUUAACCCAGCUCUUGAUCAGUGCUGCAGAUUCAAAAAUACUAUGGAAGGAUUGCCUCAAGGUAAGGAGUUCAUGAAGUUCUUUAGACAAUGGAUUACAGAGCCUAGCGAUCCAUGUCCAUUGGGAGGAAAAGCGACCUAUUCCAACUCGCUUAAGUACAACUCUAGUAAGGUCGAGGCAAGCUACUUCCGCACUAGCCAUACCCCAAUGAGGUCCCAAAAAGACUUCAUAGUGGGCUUCAAAAACUCGAUUAGAAUCGUGAACGAGGUCAAAAAAUAUAUCGGGGCAAGAUCGACCGGUCCAAAUGAAGUCAUUGUGACCGGUACUUUUGAUAACUGGUCUAAAUCAUACUCGUUGGUGAAGCAAGCCGACGGCUCUUUUGAAUUGAAUGUUCCGCUUGACAGAAGCAGCGAAGUUCUCUACAAGUAUGUCGUCGACGGAGACUGGACUACCAGUAAAGACCAAAAGACUACGAGCGACUCCUCCGGCCACACCAACAAUGUCUUAGAACCUGUGAAGGCCAAGGACUACAAAGGUACAACCUCUAGAAUUCCAGAGGCUGGAGGUAUUGGCGCCGCAGUAGCACAAGGCUCUUCUGCCACUGCAUCCUCUCAUGCCGGUGAUAAGGACCUCAAGACUACCGUUUUGCCAUCCUCAGAGGGCAAGCAGACUACAUUGGGUGAGCCAGGUAUCUUUGUCCCACAAGCCAAGGAUACCGAGGCUUUGGCCGCCUUCGAGAAUGUCAGAAACGUUGACCCUAAGACAUUGAAUGAACCUAAGGAUGACGAAAAGUUCACCAAAGAAUUGACCCCUGAGGAGAAGAAGAAGCAGAAGAAGAAGUUGAAGAAGACGCAGUACAAGCUUCGUAAGAAGCAGCAGAAACAGGCUGCAGGCGGUGCUGCUGUCGGAGCCGCUGGUGGUGCUGCUGCUGGUGGCGCUGCUGCUGGUGGUGCUGCUGCUGGCAGUGCUGGUUCUAAAGCCACCACCGGAGAAGACAAUGACCAGGAUAACGACCAGUCUGAGGACUCUGAGUACGAGAAGUCUCCUGAGCCUGAAGCCGUAGAGGCUACAGUUACUGGAACCAUCCUUGGUGCAGUUGGCGGUGCUGCCACAGCUGGUGCUGGCGGUGCUCUUGUUGGUGCCCUUGGAGGUGCCUCCGCUGGUCAGGCUGCUCACAACUACUCUAGUUCUCAUUCUGAGGAUGCCAGCACAACCACUAAAACUGAGGAAACAGAGGCUCCACAGACAUUGGACCCUGGUAGACAAGCCCUUAACAUUCCAGGCAGCAUUGCUGGUGUCGACAAGGUUCCAACUCGUGACGACGACAACUUAGCGACAAAGACAAAGACUCUUGACACUUUGACGUCUUCUGAGUACGUUGACUCUAAGGAUGAGGAUGCUCCUGAUAGCUCCAAUGCUGCUGUGGGCGGCGCUGCUGUUGGCGGCGCUGCUGUCGGCGCAAUUCCAGAGGACAAGAAGGCCGAGGCGACUACUCAGGAUGGCCUCUCCAAGCAGAAUGAAAACACCGAAGAAUACCCAGUCAAGGGUGACUUGACUCAAGCUGGCGCCGCUGCUGUCCCCGUCACUGCUGUUUACGAGGACAAGAAGUCUGCUCAGAAUGGCGCCGAUAAGCCAUCAACUGAGGAUGCUCUUAAGAAGCAGAAAGAGAACACCGAACUGUACCCAGCUAAGGAUGACUUGACCACCGCUGGUGCUGCUGCUGUUCCUGUCGCUGCUGUGUAUGCGGACAAGAAGACAGACGGUGGUGCAUCGCAAGUUGAGCCCUUGGACAGUGACAAGCUUGCAAAGAGCAUAGAGGAUAAAACCGAUUUCCCCGAAGACCCACAAGCCAAGGAGGCUGAGGACAAAGAUAAGAAGCACGAUGCAGCUGUAGUGGGAGCUGGAGCUGCAGCUGGUGUCGCAGCUGGUGCCGUUGGUGGUACCGCAGCCUCUCGUGGAGCUGGUGCUGCCCCUGCUAAGGAAACUACCGAGCCAGCCGUUCCAGUACAGCCUGUAUCUCAGGAGAAGGCUGCUCCCGUUUCCAAGGCUGCGGAGCCCAAGGUUGACGCUCCCGUGGCCUCCAAGGAUGGCUCUGAGGUGCCUGGUGUGUUCGGCAGCGGUUCCGCUGUGACACCAGAGGUUGGUCCUAAGGAGGUCAGCGCAAAGGAAGUCGACGCCGCUCCAGUAACAAGAAGCAAUGAUCACAGAUACGACAGCGAGGACGAGAUCAUCAUUGCACAAGGUGGUGAAAGCGUUAAGCAAGUCGAGAAGAGAAUCCAGGAGUGGGAAGGAGAUGUCAGUGUUGAACAGAUCCAACCAUCUCCAUCCGAGGCAAGAAGAUUGGCCGAGGAGGCUCAUCUCCUGAAGCAGGCCCAGCUUGCCGCUGAGAGAGGUCAAGAAGUGGCCAGUCCAUCUAACCCACCUGCUGGUCCAGUGAAGGCAGACAAGAAGUCCCCCAAGAAGGCAGAGAAGGCUCCUAAUGCAGCUCAGCAACAUGCAACCAAGACCAAGAAGGGCAUUCUUUCGAAGCUCAAGAAAAUCUUCAAGUAA
Messenger RNA from Candidozyma duobushaemuli, 4494 nucleotides. RefSeq lists its product as uncharacterized. Lineage: Eukaryota; Fungi; Ascomycota; Pichiomycetes; Serinales; Metschnikowiaceae. The transcript has 3 exons. The record is from RefSeq and is a predicted model, not a curated record. Bases 1 to 4494 code for a protein of 1497 amino acids.